Molecule: messenger RNA, 4373 nt
Organism: Drosophila nasuta
Lineage: Eukaryota; Metazoa; Arthropoda; Insecta; Diptera; Drosophilidae
Product: WD repeat-containing protein CG11141
Exons: 5
Coding region: 127-2238 (703 amino acids)
Molecular function (GO): protein binding
Source: RefSeq, a predicted model, not a curated record
AGCUGCCAAAGGUAUCGAAUAUAUAAACAAACUCAGUUUACAAGUUUUGUGGUUUAAGGGGCGGCAGGCGUAAACAAACUUUCAGUCAUUAUUUUUAAUUUAAUAUUGUAGUAAAAUCUGGCUAAAAUGGCCAAUAGCAAAGAGAUGUGCCUAAGAGAAUGGGCGCCACUUACCGAAGUAAUGGAGCUUAUACCAGCAGCACGGCGGGGUUUCUUUCCCUCAAACCUAAAUAUUACCUGCGUUAAUGCCAUCGAAGACUUCCUCGCUUUGGGUAGCGACGCGGGUAUUGUCUUCUGGUAUAAUCGUCGGUCCGGUGAAAUGCAGAAACUCAAAGCAGAGGUAUCUACACGUAUAACGUGCGUAAAGAUAGUAAACUCAGUGGAAUACAUGGUGGCAGCUGGCAGUGCUAACGGUCAAGUUAGCGUUUUUCAAAUUCAAAAGGAGCUGCCACCGGACUUGGACUUGGUUGCGCCUUGCACACGCAGUAAGCCCAUUGAACGCUAUACGAUUCGGGAUUUACACCGUUGUGUAGUCAGCUGCUGUGAGUGGUCCAAGAAUGGCAUGAAGUUGUAUUCGGGUGACCGACAAGGCGUUGUUGUCCUCACGGAAUUUGAUUAUCAGACGCAUCAAAGUAAAUCCUUGGAGAUACUCAGUGAAGCUUAUGAGAUUGUACAGCUUAGCGUAUAUCAAAGUUAUUUGUUGGUGGCCACACUUUAUCGCUGCAUAGUCUGUCGACGCGAUGUGCAGACCAAUAAGUGGCAAAUCACCCAAGUGGGCAAAAAGGAUCGCAAACAACUUAUCGACUGCGGUGGAGUAUUCCUAAAACCAUCGACAACGUCAACGACAACAGAUAAUGUGCCACAAAUCAUUUGCGGACGACCAGGACUACGUUUUUGGGUAGCCGAUGCCCUUGGAAAUGUUGCCAAGACGAUUAUCUUUAACGAGGCGGUGUUAAAGAAUCCCGCUUGGGAGAUUCCAUUGCUGAAUCCUAAGCAACGCAGCCAUCUAUCAAAUGGCACUGAUGCAGCUGUUGCUAGCGGUAGCAACGAUGCCUUUGUGGCCAGUAGAAACUUUCGUGAAAUUAAUUUAUACGAUGGCCGGGAUGCGCUGCUAGUCACCCAUGACGAUGCCACAUUGUACAUACUUAAUCUGGAACGCUUGAGAGUUGAGGCCUCAGCUAGUGGCUUUCGUAAGAUUCUGGAUUUCUGUGUUUGCGGCAAGGAAAUAUUUGUGCUAGAAGGCGAGCGUUCGUUGCUACGCUUAGCUCCAAUGCCGGAGCCUCCGAAUAAAUCGGCCAAGGUUAUAUUCAAUCCAAUGAUGCCGCCACCGUUGCCAAUGAUGGGUGCUUCACCCUAUUCUAAGCUGGAACUAGAAUCACCAGUGGAAAUGGAGCCAACGUUAAAUAGCGCUGAGGAGUGCUUUGAAUUGCCGGCCAUAGAAAAAUUGGACUUGAAUGUGCCUAUCGAGCUGGCCGUUGAGUCUCCAUUGACCCAGCAAAAUCGUCGCUUGGAAAUCUUUCAGCGGAUCGGUGAGAUGGACUUUGAUCAAUCCAUUUUGCACACCAGCGGCACAACGAGCCACAAGAAGCGUAAAAUUUCGGUGGGCAAACAAAAUGCUGUUGUCGGAGGAAUCGUGGAAAUCGGACAAGAGACACACGAACGCAGAUUGCCUCUGACCAGUGCGGCAACUCUCAUGGAAGCCAGUUACUGCCAAAUGGAGAACAAUGGAUUGGUUUCUCCAAUGGAUAUUAAAGCCGCGUUUAUACAGCAUCUGCCGGAUGCGUUGACUCCAACCACAUUGCAGAAAACCAUUGCGGAAAAGGCCAAAAGUUUGGCAGCCGAAUUGGAUUUACCGGAAGUGCAUUUGGCUCCAGUCAAUGAGGAGGAGCUACGCUCUAAGCUUACGCCACAGACAACUACAUCGUUGAUCAACUGUUAUCCCUCCAGGCUUGAGACGACCAGUGUGCAGACAACGCCACGCAAAAAAGCCGCAAUUGACGAUGCUGAAGAUUACAGUACCGGGCAGCCUGUGGAUGGCAUUUGUGCAAGCACCUCAAAGGCCUCGGUGGCUCCCUUAAAAUUCGUGAAAUCUCAACCAAAAUGCAACGAUCAAUCCGAUCAGAAAUACACAAGUUUUCUGCCUGAUUUCCGUUGCGCUGGCGAUCCAUUCAAAAAGGAGGCGGCACCGCCAACAGCUGAUUCGAAUUCAUCUAGUGAAUGGGAAUUCCUGGAUAAUUAAACCCAGACCAGUAUUUUAUGUUUAUUUAGUUCAGCAUAGAGUUGAAAGUUUAUAUUAACGCUUACAAGUUUUGCACGUUUAAUUGGUGGUAUUAAUUUUAAUUCGUUCUCUUUUAAUUGGUUUUAAACUAUAGUAUUUUUGAUUCUAUGUUGUGUGCUUCAAAUUGUGAUUAUCAUGUGUUAAUGUUGUUAAAUUAAAGCUUAUUGUACAAAAGAUCUACAUAUAUAUACAAUUUUACUAAAAUGUAAAUUAGUCUUAAAGAAUCAAACUUAAGUCAUUGCAUUUAAGAGCAUCUGUGAAACGUAAUUUGAUUAUUAUAAGUUGCAAACAUUUUAUUUUUUUAAGGCCUUAGAGCAUCUGUGACAUGUAUAUUGCUUUUUAAAAUAACUGAUUGUAAGUCUAAGACCCUUUUACAUAAUCCAAUAAAAAUAAUAUACAAUACACACAUCAAACUCAGACGCAGGAAACGAAUUUCUUACUGAUUAUAUUCGCAUGACUUGGCGAAAGUGACGAUCAUGUGCAUAAUUGUUAUCCACGAUAUUGCUGCAUGUGAGGGAAACGAGACGCCUACAAAAAUCCCAUGCAUGUCAAUUGAAAGAUUAAUGUAGUGAGCUCUGAAAGACAUGCUUAAUAUUAAGUAAGACUAGUGAGCGAAUAUAAUUUCAAAUUAGGAAUGAACUUUUCAAGGGAGUGUAGUGGAAAAUUGAAAACCAGUCAAUAAAUUCAAAAUCUUGUAUUAGCUUUAAGAAAUUCGAUUUUUAUUAAAUGUAAUCAAAAAUAAUAAAAACAAUUCGGAAUUGUAAACAUUUUUUUUAAUAGCUAUUAAAUCAAUUUUGGCAAAGGACUAGCUUAAUAGUCAAUAAUUAAAGGUAUAUUAACAUAUACAUAUAUGGAAGUGAAGAUCGAGGUGAAGAACCCAAUGAAUCGUUCCAUGGAGCAUUAUCUAAUACAUAACUUUUACGAUAAUUUAUAGAUGUAUUAAAGCAUUUCUACCCUCUCUCUUCAAAGCCCAGCCUAUUCAUACCAUAUUGAUGAACAAAUUGUAAUUUGAGAGCUGCUCUCUGCGGUCAAUUGACUGCAAUGAUGGAAAGUUUUUGCAUGCACUUUAAUGGGACGCAUCUAGAAAUUUCUAGGAGCACAACUUUGAAAGUUAAAGCUAGUAUGAUUGACAACCUUGAAAAAUGAGCGAGGUAGCGUUAGUUAAUAGAAAAAUAAAAUGACACUCGCAUUUGAGCAUUCAAAUCAUAACAAAUAAAUUUACGCGCUUAAAAUUUUCCACCACGAAACCGAGCCAAUGAUUGAAAUUGAAAUUAUGUCUAUACACUUUGUACUUAGAAUGAAUGAAGAGCUUCUGCUCACGAGCUUCAAGAUAUCACUUUGAGAAAACAAGGAAAAUUUCUAUGUAAUAAUGCUUCAAUUCAUUUCAGUCCCUCCUGUUCUGUCCGCAUUAUUCAAGCAUUAACAGGUCCAUGGCAAAUACUGCUAGGUUUUGUACUCGCCAUGUAAUUUCAAACAUUCAAAUGUGUGUGUGAAAAGCGAAUAUUUCCCUUAAGAAGUUUAAUGGUUCAAAACUUUCAAAAAGUUCACAAUCUUAGCAGUUCAUUAGUGGUUCCGUGAACAAUGCCUGGGGAACGAACGUUUGAUUUAUCUAUUGGCAGACAACGCGCGAAGAGCAACAGGUCUGCCUAAUUGGAUAUUCAUAAUUUUCGUAGCUCACAAUGUUGUUGCUAAUUUUAUGUGUUGUUUCUUUUUGUGGAUUCGUAAAUAUUUACUUUUGCCAAAAUUCAAAACCGUUUUAUGCGGCGAUCUGUUGUGAUAACUUUUUUCUGGACUCAACUGAAAUUUGAAAUGAAAACACACACACGCUCGCACAUGCAUCCAAGUUAGCGUACGUGCUCUCUUUGUGUGGGAGAGGAACGCUUUCUGUACGACAAAGCCGGCAAUUGGCGUGUUUCUCUUGACAGAACAAAGAGUGCCGUAGAGAAAUGGCAUGGCAUCGCGGCAAAUAAAAGCGCGUCGCAAUGCGCUCUUGUUCUCAUUAGACGGUGAACUUUUGCUUUGCACGGAUCCCAGAAUUUCUUAGACCGAAAAUUCGCGUCAAAAUCAGCAACGGCAAAAGCACAAAAAAAAAACAA